This is a messenger RNA of Dacryopinax primogenitus, 1437 nucleotides long. RefSeq lists its product as uncharacterized. The record is from RefSeq and is a predicted model, not a curated record. The transcript has 5 exons. NCBI's taxonomy places the organism in Eukaryota, Fungi, Basidiomycota, Dacrymycetes, Dacrymycetales, Dacrymycetaceae. The coding region runs from base 1 to 1437 and encodes 478 amino acids.
AUGGAUGAGCCCAUGGAGGUGGUGUCAGAAAUGGAGGAGAUGAAGGCAGAGCUGGAACAGGUGACACAGGAGCUGGAGGAAGUGCAACAGAGGCAGAAGGAGCAGCAGCAGCAGCGACUGCAGGAGCAGGAUAGCCAGCAGGAGAAGGAGUUGUGGUUCCUGGAGCAAGAAGACUCCCCAGAGCAGGACACCAUUAUGGACAUCAAGGUGGCUGCCAUCAUGGAGCAGGAGGGACCAGAACAAACCUCUGUGUCUGAGAAUGCUGCCCCUCCCCUCCCCCCUCCUCCUGUCAGUGCUACUCCUGCAUUCCUGACUCGAUGCCUGGUGUCACCAAUUGACUCCCUCAGCUUGUACCACACUCCCAGUCCUGUCCCUGUCCUUCCAAGAUUGCCUUGCCCUCCAACACCAUCUCCCCCUCCAGUGGUUGCCAUUGUGGAGCAAGGGGAACCAGAACAAACCUCUCUGUCUGGGAAUGCUGCCCCUCCCAUCCCCCCUCCUGUCAGCACUACUCCUGCAUUCCCAACUCAAUGCCCGGUGUUGCCAAUUGACUCCCUCAGCUUGUACCACACCCCCAGUCCCAUCCCCAUCCUUCCAAGAUCACCUCACACUCCAACACCACCUCCCCCUCCAUCUCCACCACCACCUCCACCACAGCAAGCCUUUUGGCCUCCACCUCAUAGGGGUUCACCUUACUGCCCCUCUGAUCCCAGCACUUGCAAUGAUGAUAAUCCAAACUGCAUACUGCUGCCAGCGCUGGAAGAUUGGAGACCUCUCAUUUCCAAUGAGGGGGGCUGGUAUAGCUACUGGUUCCCUAUGCCUCCUCCUCCUCCUCCUCCUUGUCCAUUGGAGUUCUGGGAGGAUCCAGCAGUCAUGAACCUGGAACCUCUCCCCCCUCACCUUGGUUUUGGCAAGGUGAAAGAACCUGUCAAGAAGCCUGCCCCCCCCAAGAAACCUCUCAAUGAAUCCAAAGACCUUGUUGUUUUUGAUGAGAAACUGGUGUUGCUUCAUUCUGAUGACUGGCAUCUGCCUGUUGGCAUCAUUGACCUCACCAUCAAUCAUGGUCAUGGUAACUGGGAUGAACAGAUGAUAAAGCAUAUGGUGACAGCAAUCACCAAGGAAUCUUCCCAGGACUGGCCUGGGUGCUUAUGGGUAGGCUGGGAAGCACACACAGCCUCAGUCCUGGAACAACAGAAUGGCCAUGAUUGUGGGUUGUGGGUACUAGCCCAGAUAAUGGCAGUCAUGCAGGGUGUUGACCAGAUGUCCAUGACUGAUGCAGAGAUGCCACAGUUCCAUCACUGGUUACAUGACAACAUGGAGAGUUUGCCAUAUGCACCAGUAGCACCACAUGCACCAGCAAAAGAGGAGAGUGCACCCUUGGACUCGAACAAGACUGUGUUAGAGUUGGUGGACUCAGACGAGGCCAUGGAUCUCAAUUAG